This is a messenger RNA of Funneliformis mosseae, 260 nucleotides long. NCBI's taxonomy places the organism in Eukaryota, Fungi, Glomeromycota, Glomeromycetes, Glomerales, Glomeraceae. The record is from the annotation of a GenBank genome assembly.
AAGUUUGCCGAUUAUUAGAGAAAGAGCAUGAGAAAACUUUAAAGACUAUAGACCUUGCUAAUAUUACAGAAAAAAGAGUUCAAAAAUUGACACGAGUUAUAUAUAAUAGAAGUCCUUCUUUUCCUUCUAAAAUGUCAAGUUCUCGUUUAGAAUUUGAUAAUGAGAUUUUAGAUAAUUUAGGGGAUAAUACUGAUGUUUCAAAAGAUUCUAUGUCUGAUUUUCCAUCCUAUAAUGAAGAUAUAGGAGCUACUAAUGAUUAG